This is a messenger RNA of Helianthus annuus (common sunflower), 1101 nucleotides long. RefSeq names its product zinc finger BED domain-containing protein RICESLEEPER 2-like. Bases 1 to 1101 code for a protein of 366 amino acids. Lineage: Eukaryota; Viridiplantae; Streptophyta; Magnoliopsida; Asterales; Asteraceae. The record is from RefSeq and is a predicted model, not a curated record. The transcript has 2 exons.
AUGGAAAAUGAUGCAAACGUUGUUAAUAUUGAAGAAGAAGCCAAUGAAGCUGUACAUGAUGCAACUGCUGGUGUAGAACAAGCAAAUGCAGCCAACAAUGAAUCUGAAGCAUUCACUAGAAAGAAAAGAAAGCAAACUUCUAGGGCUUGGGAACAUUUUCGUGAGUUGAAGUUGAAGGUUCCACUUGGAAAAUCAGAUUCGGCAACGGUUCAAAACUUGAAGUUUGACAAUGCUAAAAUUAGGGAACUUAUUUCUCAUAUGAUUAUGAUUCACGAGUUUCCAUUCAACUUUGUUGAGUAUGACCUCUUUAAUGUGGUGAUGAAGGAAGCUAACCCAACAUUUACCAAGAUCUCUCGUACAACAGCUAAGCAAGAUUGUGUUUCUAGUUACCAAAUUGGAAGGAGAAGAAUUCAAAAACUAUUAAAGGCAGAUAACCGUGUUAGCAUCACAACUGAUAUGUGGACAUCAGUUCAGAAUAUUCAUUACAUGGUAGUGACAUGCCACUUUGUAGACUCGGAUUUUCAGCGACAUAAAUACAUAUUGAAUUUUGUUGAUAUAUCUCCACCAUACACCGGAGUUCAUAUAUAUGAUUGUCUCUUCAAGUGUUUGAAAGAGUGGAAUAUUGAGACAAAGGUAGCUUCUUUGACGGUUGACAAUGUUAGAACUAACGAUGUGGUGGCUAAAAAGUUUAUGGAAAACAUGAAUAUCCAAAACAAGCUUGCAAUUGAUGGACAAUUGUUUCAUGUGCAAUGUUGUGCGCAUAUUCUUAACUUAUUAGUGCAAGAUGCUUUAUUGGAAAUUAAAGACAUAAUUCAUAAUGUUCGUGAGAGUGUUAAACAUGUGAGUGCCUCUCUGGGUCGAUUACAUCAGUUUUCAGAGCUUUCUAAGCAAUUACUUAUGUCAAAGAAGCAUCUAAUCUUAGAUGUCAGUACUCGGUGGAAUGCCACAUAUGCCAUGUUGUCUACAGCACUGGAGUUUAAAAAUGUUUUUGUGAAUUAUGCUGAUCGAGAACCUACAUACAAUACUUUGCCCAUUGAUGAUGAUUGGAAAAAAGUUGAAGAUGUUUGUUCAUUCUUGGCACUUUUCAAUGCGGCAACAUAA